CCCCGUGUCGCCUCAGAUGUUCUUCACGGAGAGCUUUCACACACACACUCACACACUCACUCACACCGUCCACCGCUGUCAUUCAUCCGCCGAUCAGUCCAUUCAUUUAUUAUAACCGUGAUAUUAAGAGGAUAUGGGAGGAAAACAUCUAAAAGUCACUCCAUGGGCACUUUGGAUCAUACUUAGUUUUUUUCUGUACGGAGUUCUGCAUGGACAAGAUGUUCAGGCUCCUACUUUACGGGAGUGCUGUCAGUAUGGGAUGGAUCGGGCCCUGGAAGGACAUGACUGUACAAUCCUCCCCCUCAUCUCCAUCUCCAUCUCCCACACCUGCAGGAUCACCCAGGAGCAGUGCUGUGCAGCAGCAGUAGGAGACCAACUCUGUGACAAAGGCAUGAUAAUGGCCAAGGAGCAAGGGGCCUGUGAGUGGCCCUUCUUCUCAGGAGGAACCUGGGAUACCAAGAUCUCGAAGAUGUGUUGUGACUGCUGUAUGCUCGGCCUGAUGAUAGCGAGCCAGGCGUCCAGCUGCGAGCUCCAGGGUUUGUCUCUGGAGAGGCAGUGUACGCACACGGCUAAAAGCUGCUGUGGCAUAAACUCAGCGGAGGAACCCAAACAAACAGUCACAGCAAAGCCUGUAGCCAAUUUUACCACCACGCCGCCAGAGGGAUCGAAUGGCUGUAGAGACUCCAAUUGCUCACAGUUGUGUGUAGGGAACGGCACAUGUGCAUGCCUUGAUGGUUAUCAACUGCAAAAUGAUGGUGUGAGUUGUGUGGAUUCUAACGAGUGUCUGACUGACAAUCACAACUGCGUCUCCGGCCAAGUCUGCAUUAACACAGAGGGUUCCUUUCGCUGUCAGAGGGAAACCAGCUGUGGCACCGGGUAUGAACUCAGAAACGACAACGAUUGCCACGACAUAGACGAGUGUGCUUUGGGCUCCCAUAACUGUGGACCAGACUUUGUGUGCAACAACACUGCAGGCUCUUUCCGCUGCUACCCGAAGGAGAGUUGCCCGAUCGGUUACAUUCAGGACGCUGUGGGCAACUGUAACGAUUUCAACGAGUGUGUUGCCUACGCCAGUCCAUGCCUGCCUGGCGAGACCUGUAACAACACAGAGGGCUCUUACACAUGUCGCAGGAACAAAAUCCCCUGUGGACGAGGCUAUCAUCUGAUUGAGAACGGCACGCGGUGUGAAGAUGUGGAUGAGUGUCGUACAGGGAAUGUUUGCGGCGUCCAUGGUUGUGUCAAUCUAGUUGGCACGUACCGCUGUGAAUGCAGAAAUGGCUUCAUCUUCAACAGUAUCUCCAAGCUGUGUGAAGAUAUCAAUGAAUGCAGGUAUUAUCCUGCUCAACUCUGCGCCCACAAGUGUGAGAACACAGAGGGAUCCUACAAGUGCAGCUGCGCCAUUGGCUUCAAACUGAUUCCCGACGGUAGAAGCUGUGAAGAUGUCAAUGAGUGUGAAGCCAACCCUUGCAGCCAGGAGUGUGCAAAUGUUUACGGCUCAUAUCAGUGCUACUGUCGCCGUGGUUACCAGCUGAGUGACAUCGAUGGGAUAGCUUGUGAAGAUAUCGAUGAGUGUGCUCUGCCUACUGGAGGUCACGUGUGUUCCUACCGCUGCUCCAACGCCCCAGGAAGUUUUUACUGUACCUGCCCUCCUACAGGCUACACACUCGCACACAAUGGACGCACAUGCCAAGACAUUGAUGAAUGUUCCACGGGGAUCCAUACUUGUUCUGUCUCCGAAAGCUGCUUCAACAUCCAGGGAGGAUUUCGCUGUCUGUUUUUUGCAUGUCCGCAAAACUUCCGGCAAGCAGCACAGGGAUCUGGUGGUGAUGCUUUGAUUAAUGUGCGUUGCAUUAAGUCCUGCCACCCUCAUGACAUCAGCUGCAAUAUCAAACCCGUCCACACCAUCACCCACACCUCCCUCUCUCUGCCAACCUUCAGAGACUUCCAUGAACCACAGGAAAUAGUUUUCCUGCGGACAGUUACAGCAGCUAACUCUGCUGUACCUGGCGCCACCGAUGUGUUCUUUGACAUCCAGUAUGCAGAUGACCAGUUCUCUUUUGAUGUGGAGAAACGCACCCACCAUGGCAUGAUUAUUGGUGUGGUUCGGCAGGUGAAACCUAUCAUUGGCCCCAGGGACCUUGUGAUAGAGGUGGCUAUGAACUAUAUCAAGUCAAGGGAUGUCUCUCAUCGCAACAUUGUCAUCAUCCAUGUUUUCAUCUCUGAGUUAUGGUUCUGAGCUCAGCUAAGGAGUUAUUAGUUACCUAGCAAUACAUAAAUUGGCAAACAUUUUGAAUUGGGUAACAAUUUCAGCAUGCUAAUAUGCUUGCAGUGACAGUGCUAAGCUAAUAAUGCAAAUAUUUACGAGGUAUAACACCACAACAACCACUCAGUUUAGUCUGUAAGCAUGGUAACAUUUGCUAAUAAGCACUAAACCAGAAGCACAGCUGAGGCUAAUGUGAAUAUUAGAAGUACCAAAUGUUUGCCAAGCUAUUCAAUAGUUCAUGAGAUAUUUCAACUAACCAAACUGACAUCCUUAUAAUAGGGCCAAAUCAGCCAAAGAUAUUUACUCCAUUUCAACUUUGAUUGUGUGUUGUACCAUCAGAAUACGAGACCAUUUGUGAAUAAUAAAGAUUGUGUGGUUAA
This is a messenger RNA of Gymnodraco acuticeps, 2643 nucleotides long. Its product is annotated as fibulin-1-like. Gene Ontology annotation, biological process: extracellular matrix organization. Gene Ontology annotation, cellular component: extracellular region. The record is from RefSeq and is a predicted model, not a curated record. NCBI's taxonomy places the organism in Eukaryota, Metazoa, Chordata, Actinopteri, Perciformes, Bathydraconidae. Gene Ontology annotation, molecular function: peptidase activator activity; calcium ion binding. Bases 134 to 2236 code for a protein of 700 amino acids. The transcript is spliced from 17 exons.